Molecule: messenger RNA, 3673 nt
Organism: Dioscorea cayenensis subsp. rotundata (Guinea yam)
Lineage: Eukaryota; Viridiplantae; Streptophyta; Magnoliopsida; Dioscoreales; Dioscoreaceae
Product: FACT complex subunit SPT16-like
Exons: 2
Coding region: 198-3374 (1058 amino acids)
Biological process (GO): positive regulation of transcription elongation by RNA polymerase II; transcription elongation by RNA polymerase II
Cellular component (GO): FACT complex
Molecular function (GO): nucleosome binding
Source: RefSeq, a predicted model, not a curated record
UUCUCUAGCCCUACUUCUUCUCUCCCGCCGAUCUCCUCGCUCGCCAUCCUCCUCCAAAGGCACUACUUCGAUCGGUGCUCUCCUGGCGAAGGCGUGCAGAGCUUCUCCUCCGCUGCUGAUCUAGCAGCCCUGGGGCUGCUUUUCUUCCCCUCUUCCGCUCCCUCUCCCUCUCCCUCUCCCUCUCCGGCGCUGCUGCAAUGGCAGAUCACCAGAAUGGAAGUGCAAAAGCAUCUGCCUCUGGCAAUGCUUAUAGGAUUGAUCUUGAGAAUUUCAGCAAGCGUCUGAAGGCCUUCUAUGGUCAUUGGCAGGAGCACAAAUCUGAUCUUUGGGCUGGUUCAGAUGUUAUUGCCAUUGCAACCCCCCCUCCUUCAGAUGAUCUUCGCUAUCUGAAGUCCUCAGCUUUGAAUAUCUGGUUACUGGGGUAUGAGUUCCCAGAGACUAUUAUGGUUUUCAUGAACAGGCAGAUCCAUUUCUUGUGUAGUCAGAAGAAGGCAAAUCUGCUCGAAACCCUCAAAAAGUCAUCAAAAGAGGCUGUUGGUGCUGAUGCUGUGAUACAUGUGAAGGCAAAGAAUGAUGAUGGGGCAGGCUUAAUGGAGGAGAUACUACAUGCUAUUCGUACUCAAUCAAAACCUGAUAGUGCUGUCAUUGGAUAUAUUGCAAAGGAGGCACCUGAAGGGAAGCUGUUGGAAAUUUGGUCAGAGAAGUUGAAUGGAUCUGGUUCCCAACUCCGUGAUGUGACCAAUGGCUUCUCAGAACUUUUUGCUGUCAAAGAUGAGAGUGAGCUCACAUGUGUGAAGAAGGCAGCGUACUUGACUUCAUCUGUGAUGAAAAAUUUUGUUGUUCCAAAACUUGAGAAGAUCAUUGACGAGGAGAAUAAAGUUUCACAUUCUUCUCUGAUGGAUGACACAGAAAAAGUCAUACUUGACCCUUUGAAGGUGAAGGUCAAGCUCAAGGCGGAGAAUGUCGAUAUAUGCUAUCCACCAAUCUUUCAGAGUGGGGGAGAGUUUGAUCUGAGACCCAGUGCUUCAAGCACUGAUGAUAAUCUUUAUUAUGACUCCACAAGUGUGAUCUUGUGUGCAAUUGGCUCCCGUUACAACAGCUACUGCUCAAAUGUGGCUCGAACUUUUCUAAUUGAUGCUAAUGCAAAGCAGAGUAAGGCAUAUGAGGUUUUGCUCAAGGCUCAUGAUGCUGCCAUAGCUGCUAUGAAGCCUGGUAACAAAGUUAGCUCUGCUUACCAAGCUGCUACUGCAGUGAUUGAGAAGGAAGCGGCAGAACUACUACCUCAUCUGACCAAAACUGCUGGAACAGGGAUUGGCCUUGAAUUCCGUGAAUCUGGGUUAAGUUUGAACUUAAAAAAUGAUAGGGUAAUCAAGGCAGGAAUGAUCUUCAAUAUCUCGCUUGGAUUUCAAAAUCUCCAAGCUGGGACUAAGAACCCGAAGACGGAUAAGUUCUCGCUGUUGCUAGCUGACACAGUUGUUGUUGGUGGGAAAUCUCCUGAAGUGUUGACCCAAGGGUGCUCCAAGGCAAUUAAGGAUGUUGCGUAUUCAUUUAAUGAGGAUGUAGAGGAAGAUGAACGACCAAAAUUGAAACCUGAAUUGAAUGGUGAGCCAUUAUUGUCCAAAGCAACUCUAAGGUCUGAUCUCCAGGAGAUGUCAAAGGAAGAACUCCGGAGACAACACCAGGCAGAGCUUGCCCGACAGAAAAAUGAGGAAACUGCUAGAAGGCUGGCUGGUGGUGGACCUGCUGCUGGGGAUGGGCGGGGGCCUGUGAAGGCAUCCAGCGACCUAAUUGCCUACAAGAAUGUCAAUGACAUUCCCUAUUCAAAGGAGCUUGUAAUACAGGUAGAUCAGAAGAAUGAGGCUAUUCUCUUACCAAUAUAUGGGAGCAUGGUGCCCUUCCAUGUUGCUACUGUCAAGAGUGUCACUAGCCAUCAGGACAACCGUACGUGCACAAUCCGCAUAAUAUUUAAUGUGCCUGGUACUCCAUUCACUCCCCAUGAUGCAAACUCUCUGAAAUAUCAAGGUGCUAUUUAUUUGAAAGAGAUCACUUUCCGUUCUAAAGAUCCUAGACACAGUAGUGAAGUUGUGCAGCAGAUCAAGACCCUCCGGCGGCAAGUUACUUCCCGGGAGUCAGAGAGAGCUGAGAGAGCUACACUGGUUACACAGGAGAAAUUGCAGCUUGCUACCAACAGAAUGAAAUCAAUGAGAUUGCCUGACUUGUGGAUAAGGCCUGCUUUUGGUGGCCGUGGAAGAAAGUUGACAGGUACUUUGGAAGCGCAUGUUAAUGGGUUCCGAUAUUCUACAUCAAGGCCUGAUGAGCGAGUAGAGAUCAUGUAUGGUAACAUCAAGCACGCAUUUUUCCAGCCUGCAGAAAGAGAAAUGAUUACCCUUCUUCACUUCCAUUUGCACAAUCACAUUAUGGUGGGGAACAAGAAGACAAAGGAUGUCCAGUUUUAUGUUGAGGUGAUGGAUGUUGUGCAGACACUAGGUGGUGGAAGGAGAUCAGCCCUGGAUCCUGAUGAGAUUGAGGAAGAGCAGAGGGAAAGGGACCGAAAGAACAGGAUAAAUGCUGAUUUCCAGAACUUUGUCAGUAAGGUGCAUGAUCACUGGAGUCAGCCACAAUUCAAAGGACUUGAUCUCGAGUUUGAUCAGCCUCUGAGGGAGCUUGGGUUCCAUGGAGUUCCUCACAAGUCUUCAGCUUUCAUCGUUCCAACUUCAACCUGUUUGGUUGAGCUGAUUGAGACCCCAUUUCUGGUGAUAACAUUGGCUGAGAUUGAGAUUGUUAACCUUGAGAGGGUGGGCCUGGGGCAGAAGAACUUUGACAUGGCGAUUGUGUUCAAGGAUUUCAAAAGAGAUGUUCUCCGCAUAGAUUCCAUCCCAUCAUCAUCCCUUGAUGGAAUCAAGGAGUGGCUUGACACAACUGAUCUGAAAUAUUACGAGAGCAGGUUGAACCUGAACUGGCGCCCAAUCCUGAAAACUAUUACUGAUGAUCCUGAGAAGUUCAUAGAGGAUGGUGGGUGGGAGUUUUUGAACUUGGAAGCCAGUGAUUCUGAUUCUGAAAACUCCGUGGAGUCAGACCAAGGUUACGAGCCUUCAGAUGCUGAGCCAGAAUCUGAGUCUGAAGAUGAAGACAAUGACAGUGAGUCAUUGGUGGAAUCAGAUGAAGAUGAGGAAGAUGAUUCACAGGACUCAGAAGAGGAGAAAGGGAAAACAUGGGAGGAGCUGGAGAGAGAGGCCACUAAUGCUGACAGGGAGAAGGGUGAUGAAUCGGACAGUGAAGAGGAGAGGAGGAAGAGAAAGGCAAAACCCUUUGGAAAGUCCCGUGCUCCAGAACCAAGAGGUGCCUCUUUCAGUAAGAGGCCAAAGUUGCGGUGAUUCAGUUUGGUCUUGGUAUUUCAGAUGUUAGCAUCAAGGUGGUUAGCUGGUCAAAAUUAGAAACAGUUGUCUGGCUUCAUGCAAUGACGUGAAUGUAUUGUCUAGGGGUGUUGUAGUUCUUUUGUCCAUGUAUAUCAGACCGUAAUGAUUGCGGUGUAUUAUGCUCCACGUCUUUGUUUCCUGUUAACUUCUGAUGGCUUUUGUUAUUCAAUUAUCAUUUGAAGCAUGUUUUAUGUGCAAUUUUGGCUCGUUUUGUUAAGUUUUCUUUGUUUGAUGAGCUAUGGAAAAUUUUUCUGACA